CCGACAGUCAAACACCCCCGCCACUGUUGUUCGGUACGCAUGCGCGAUUCUCCUUCUCUCGUGUAAUGGCGACAUGUGCUUUUGCAGGGAGUCCACUUGUAGGAGAGACGGCAUUUAAGCUGUUUGUGGGCUGAGCGGGUGUGAGCUGUGCAGCUUGAAACUGAAAUUUUUUUUUUCGCUACUGGGAUUUUACUUACUGAUUGAUACAACGGACUUUACCCGCAACAAUUUGUGUCUUCCCACAAGACACAUCUUUGGGGGAAAAAUUUGAAGAAGAGAAAAAAAAAGACAUUUUUUUUUCUGUCUGUCUGCCUCAGUUAUUUCAGGAGAGAAAAACGAUAACAAGUAAGGAAAAAAAAAAAGAGGAUCCCUUUUAAAUAUUUUGAUGAAAAAAACUCUACUAUAAGAGACAUUUGUGUGUGUAUAUAUACUUAAUUACACACUCAUAUACAUACAUACAGCGCAUAUAUUUAGCUAUAGAAAACUAUAUAUACAUAUAAAGCAUUAGUACUCGUUUGUGUGUGUGUAUAUUAUAUACAUUACAUAAAGUACAUCUAUAUAGUACAAAAAAAAGGACAAUUUUUAAAAAAAUACGUUGGUGAAGGAUAAAACACGGAAUGCUAUUUUAAAAUCAAACCAAAAAAAAAAAGCUCUGCAUAUAUAACCCCCCUCCAAAAGUAGCUAAUUCCGUUUAUUAAUUGGAAAUUCCUCAAAACCAGGAUUACUAUUAUUAUUGUUAUUAAUAUUCUGAUUAUUUUUCGUUUUAAUCUCUUCUUAAUUUUGCAAAGAAAGAGAAAAGAAAAAGAUACAAGCUUUGAAUCACAAAUUUUGUUGCUGCUUAAGCAAGAUUUAUUCCUCACGAUUAUUCAAAUGUUUUUAAAAUUUUGGUGUGUAUGAACCUAAAUAAGAUACAUUUGAAAUCGUAUUAAUUUCUUUUUAUUAAACUUUGUUUCCUUUUUGCAAUUCUUGCUGAAGUUAAAAAGCGCUUUUUAUAUUGUUUAUAUAAUAAUAAUAAUAAUCAUUAUAACCACUAUAAUUGUCGUCAUUACUAGAUCUAAGAGCAAAAUAAAACUUCCACCAUCAUCUAUGUAUGGUAUUUUCUAUGUGCUUUAACUACCACCAGUCUGACAAGGACUUUUAGUUAACCUGAAGCACGUUCGGGGAGACACAAAAGACAUAUCUUGCUUUGAUCAGUCUUUUCUCGAGAAACCGUUCAAUAUGGCGACAAAGGUCUCAUCACAGUCGACGGGCACCUCAUCGUCAACAACACACCUCGUCUCCUCUCCGGACUGCAGCAGCACUCAUCGAAAUAAAUCAGUCGCCGAGAACCAGAGAAAGUCAAAGAGCGAAACCAACGCCAGUCCCACGGCUAGUGCCAAUACCCAUCCCACAACUAUGUCCUCUCCAACCGCAGUAGCCUCUUCCGGCCCCAACGGACACUCUGCUACUAAUAGUAGUCAUAAUAAUAAUAAUAAUACCUCGACAGCUGACGAUGGGAAGAGGAACUCCAAGUCAGAUUCCAGUAAAGGAUCAAACACGCAAACACGUGUCGAAGUGAAGAAAUUCGACAACAAAACGUAUGUCGAAGCUCCCCUGCCGAAGCACAAUCCAUGGAAUAAGGGUAAAACUGGAAACAGCAAACAAGCUAAUCCUACACCGAUCGAAACUGUGACGAAAGUUCAAGAAACAAAAGUUAUUAAAAUUACACAAGAUAAGAAAGUAGAUGUGCCCAAGUCUCGCCUCACACCAACACUGGCAGCAACUACAGAUAUGGAUGGUUCUAAUGGCUUUCAUGAUGACAAUUGGCCUGCUUUAAGUGAAGUAACUGAUCUUCAAGUUACAAAGAAAUCAGCACGAUCCUCUAACAACACACACUCUCCUGUACCAUCAUCAAAUGGCCAGAAUGACUCUGGGGGAGAUGACAGUGCCAAAGAGAAUAAGGAGAAUGGUGCAGUUGCAGAAGAUGCAAAUAAGGGCGCUAAAAAGAAAGGAUGUCGACAGAAAUGGGUUCCACUGGAAAUAGAGCCACCCAAAGUUCACGGAAACAGACGCAGUCGUAGCCAGGGCCGCAGAGGAGGUGCAUCAACUGCAUCAGUUCCUCGUAGACCGAUGGGAGAUAAAUUGAAAAAAGCAGAACCUGGCUCCAAAGUCCCAGAGUCUGGCAACUGGAGAGACGGUAUGGCACCACUCAGCCCGAAAGAAAUGCAAAGAUCUUACCGUGGCGGACGUCGAGGAAGAGGCCGCGGUCGUGGUGCUGGCGGGAGUGGACGAGGACGUGGAAGGGGGUUUUCUCUGCAUGAUCCUUACCAAUAUGAUCCAACAGCCUAUUUCAAUGGGACCAUGUACUAUGGCAUUCAGUCUUAUGACAACGCACAAGUGAAAGAGUUCAUCAAAAGUCAAAUAGAGUACUAUUUGUCAGAAGAUAACUUGAACCGGGACUAUUUCCUACGGCAAAACAUGGAUCAGGAUGGAUGGAUUCCUUUAUCACUCAUCUCAACGUUCCGGCGAAUUGCCAACGCCACUAAAGUUAUGGAUGUUAUUAUUGAGGCACUUCAAGACAGUGAUACAGUUGAAUACUCUGUAGAUUUGAAUGCUGUUCGACCUAAGGAAGGUCCGUCAAAAUGGCCUGUCUCGGCACCAGUUUUGCCUCCCAAAAGUAACCUUCACCCAGAUGUUCCAGAAUUUAUUCCAGGCCAAACUUAUGCAUUCCCUGAACGCAAUACUGAAGAUAGCCAUAGCUUGGGAGGAACUGAAGGCAAAGAAUCUGAAGACUUAAAUGAGGAAACUCCCAGUGAACCUACACUUGAAGGUGUUCCUUCAAACUUACUUACCAUACCUCCUGUCGUCUCACAGAGUGCACCAGAUUUACAGGCUGAAUGGGUUCAGGUACGAAACCGUAAGAAAUGUGCACAGAAAGAAAAACGAAGUCGAGAGCAGGAUGAUAAAGCUGAUGAUACAGAACGGGAAGAGUUGAAUUUUAUGCUUGAUGAAGAAUUAGAGCAACUUGAAGUUGGACGACGCAACUGCUUCAGUGAAUGGUCUGAUGACGAAGAUUUGCCAGAUGAAAUUGAUGACUCAGAUAUUAACAAAAUUCUCAUCGUUACUCAGACACCCCCAGCUCUCCGAAAACAUCCAGGGGGCGACCGGACUAAUGAGGCAACGUCAAGAGUGAAAAUAAAUACCGAAUGCUAUCACAUUAUUAAUGAUGGCUUGCGCUAUUAUGAAAACUUAUGUUGGGACACCAAUCUGCUGAAUGAUUUCAAAGAGUAUCGUACUUUGAAUAUGAUUAGCAAAGAAGAAUUUGACAGUCUUGCUCCAUACAAACCAAAUGAUACAAACCAAGAAAUUCCUCCUCCACCACCACCACCUGCUCAUGAGAGACAUCCACAAACACCAUCACAGACAGAAUUAUCACGGUCGUUGCCGACAUACGUUCCUGAAACACCUGGAUACUUUGAAGGUCCUCGAACUCCAAAAUAUGUACGAAAUGACAUGUUACCACGCUUUUAUCCUGUGGUGAAAGAUUCCAGUCGACCUCCAGAUCCCCAGACUCCAAGAAAGCAAAAAACCAAAUAUAGUAAUAAUCCACCAAUUGAAAGCCAUGUUGGUUGGGUAAUGGAUGCCAAAGAACAUCGACCAAGAUCCAGACACAGUUCCAGCUCAUACUCUCAAAGCCCUAGUGAUAGUGCAUUGUCAACAAGUGCUCCCCAGACAUUCCCGCUAUUCCAACAUCCAUCAUAUGAACUGCUGAAAGAGAAAAACUUUGUCUGGACAGUUUAUCAUAAGUACCACGCCAAAUGUCUUAAAGAGAGGAAAAAGCAAGGAAUUGGUCUUUCUCAAGAAAUGAACACAUUAUUCCGCUUUUGGUCAUUCUUCCUUCGAGAACACUACAACAAAAAGAUGUACAUUGAAUUUAAGACGUUGGCCUGUGAAGAUGCUAAAGCUGGAUACCGGUAUGGUUUGGAAUGCUUAUUUCGCUUCUACAGUUAUGGUUUGGAAAAACGAUUUCGAAGUGAAAUAUAUCAAGAUUUUCAAGAAGAAACUAUUAGAGAUUAUGGAAAUGGUCAGCUGUAUGGUUUGGAGAAAUUUUGGGCAUUCUUAAAAUAUUCUCGAAGAAACGUGGAUGUGGAUUCCAAAUUAAAACAGUGGUUAUCAACAUACAAACGCUUAGAAGAUUUCCGGAAAGAGCCUGAUGCGGAUUUAUUUGAGAGUCAAUCAGCUGAACCAAAGCCAACGAAGGGUAUUGAUAUUCCAGCUUCCAGCCACUUGUCACACUCGUUAUCGUCGUCAACGCAUCCAUCGAGUUCCCAUGGGGACUGAGUUGUGCCACAUGUGUAAAACCUGUUGGUGGCUCAUGCAAAGCUUUACACUACUGUUGAUUAUCAAAUGUAUUCAGGGUAAACCACGACAGUGAUGAUUAUGAUGAUUACAGGCACUUUUUUUUUCCCCCCUCCAACUAUGAUAACAGCAAUGGCGCUAAAGAUAUUUUAAAUGAAAAGCUAAAAAAAUGAGAGCAAAAAAAAAACCAGAAAAACAUGCUAUAUUUUGAUAAGGGAGUCUUCUGCUCUGCUUUUUUUUUUUUUUUUUUACCGUGUAUAUAAUAUAUACAUAUAUAUCAUAUGUAUACAUAUAUGGAAAGACAAAUUACCAUAACCUAACAACCUAAAAAAAAAAUGUACAAAAAAAAUACAAACUCAUAAACCAGUAAAAAAAAAAUACAUAUAUACAGACAUUAAUGCAAAAUCUAUUCAGGAUUAUGCAGUAAACUGCAUUAUAAAAUAGCAGUUUACCUUUCCUCCCCCCUGCAAGUGCAUUUGUGUUGAUUAUACUGAUGUGUGUGUAUAUAUAAUAUAUAUAUAUAUACUAUCUUUUUCAUAUAUACAUGCAUAUAUUUAUUAUUACUGUUAUUUUUACUAGUAGUACAAUUACAAUAAUAAUUAUCAUUAUUGGCCGAGGAUCCCCCCACCAUCUUCCAAUCUUAAUUUUGAAGAAGAAAAAUUCAAUUUUGUUUAUAUGUGGGGGAGGGGAUGUUAAAAAAUGAGGUGGUGGUUUCAUCAGUUUUCUUUUUCUGUCUUUCAGGAUAUUUAAAACUUUGCUUUUGUUCUUUUCUUCUUUUUUUUUAUCUUUUUUUUUCUUCCCCUUCUAGCAUCUACUGUACUUUCUUUUUCCCCUCUAAACUUUUACACCUUUCUUUAUAACUGAAAUGACUUAUGUAUAUAAACACAUGCACACACACAUACACACACAGUCUCUUUUGUUCUCUCUCUCUCUUUCUUUUUUCUCUCUUACCACUGGACUACUGCUGACUCAACUUCAAGAAAGCUUCCAGUUGUUUAGAAUUUUUUAUAACAAAACUAUUUUUCCAAUAAGAAGUCAUUCAUAAAUAGUAUAAAACAAAACUCUUCAAUUAUUAGUUGAAUCUCUCAACUACAUUGUUUUAAUUUAUUAUUACUAACAUUUUGUUUGGUUGUUUUUUUUUUUUCUGUCUUGAGAAGGGCAUGAACAUUAGAAAUAGUCAGUUCCCUGACUUUUUUUUUUAAUAUAGGAUGCUUCUUGAGCCCUUCCAUCCUUGUUUCUUCUUUUCUAAUGGCUUUAAAAACAAAAAUAAACCAGGAAUAUUUAUUUUUCCUAAAACAGUUAAAAAUCAGCAACUCCUUACACAAAAACAAAUAAAAUUUAUAUACAAAGAAAAAAUCCCUCACUUCCAUUUUUAUAACAAUUUCCUAGUCUGUGAUAGGUAAGAGGAACUGUGGAACUCUUUCUUUUACUCUCUCUUUCCUCUUGAUUCUGCACUUUCUUCCUUACAUUUUUCUCUCACUCCCCUGCCCCAUCUCUCUCUUCCCCUCAUUUCUCUCUCCUGUAAUUUUGCUAAAGUCUCCAUCACAGUUAAGAACACUUCCAAAUUGAAAUCCCUAGCAACCGUUCCAUAGUUAUUGAUGAGAUGAACAUUUGUAGCUUUGUAAAUUGGUCACCUUUAGAGUACAUACAUAUGUAUGGUGCACGUGUAAGAGAUUGUUACAUUAGAAUUAUCCCAGUCUGAAUUACUUUAACAAGUUAGUAUUUAUAAGAAAAACAUGAAGGUGAUAGAUGAACCUUUAUACAUAAGCAACAAUUCAAUAUUAUUAGGAAGAUGGCAAGCUGGCAGGUCAAGUCUGCCUUUCAUCCUUUCAGGGUUGAUAGAAUAAAGUACUAGUGAAAUACUAGUGUCAGUGUAAUUGACUAAACCCUCCCCCAAAUUUCAGGCCUUGUACCCUAUAUUAGGAACAAUUAUUUAUUAGGGUUUGCUUGCAUCAGCAAAUCUUAAUGUGACUGAAGUGUUGUCACAGACAAAUUUGAGCAAGACUUCUUGAAUUGGUUGCUUCUGCUUUGCACAGUACUUACUGUAGCUGCUCAUUGACAUUCACUGUCUCCUUACAAUUGAAAGUAUAUCAUGGUAACACUGGUGUGGAUAACCAUAUGAUAACAUUGUGUUACUAUACAUGCUCCCAAACACACCUAUUUCACUUACAUCGUAUACUCUAACUACCUCCAAGAAAAUGUGGGGAAAAGAUGUUCAAGUGCAAAAUGAAAUAUGGUAAUUAUUGGGGCUUGUAUGUUUUCUCUCUUUUUAUUAUUUUAUUUUGGGGGGGAUAAUUAUGUUGCCAAACCAGAUUCUGGUAGGACUUCUCUAAUUCUUUGUUAUUGGUAGCAGGCUAUUAUCAUCCAGAAAAGAAAAGAAAAAAAAAUCAACAGAAAAUACUAAUUUUUUUCCUCCUGUCAUUUAUAUGAAUGGAACUUUUGUAUUAUAUAGAUUGCAGUCAGAGGUUAGUAGAGGAAAGAGAAUAAGGAAAAAAAAAUCUUAUUCCUUUUUUCUUUUUUCAAUAUAUAUACAUAUAUAUAUAUGUGGAAAAUAUUUUAAAAAAAGUAAUCCAGCUUAUAAUUGGUCAUUUGAUCUGUCUUAUUUUGGUAUUGAAAUUUCUAUUUUUGUACUUAACAAGAACAUUCAUUGUUUUUAUAUAUGCAUGUGCACACAUGCACUGUGGUGUAUUACUUGUGUGAGUGUGCAUACAUGUGUGUGUGUGUGUGUGUAUAUAUUUGUGUGUAUACAUAUGUAUAUGUAUGUGUGUAUACAUAUAUAUAUAUAUAUUUUUUUUUUUUUUUUGCUUCCAUUCUUGUAUUUCUUUCCCUUCUCUUCAUUUUGAACUCUAAGGUAUUUGGAGGUCAUAUCCUAAAUUUGUUAAGGCCUUUGUACAUUCAUUGGCAGCAUUUACAUUUUGCUGUAUGGUAUUACAGUUUUUCUGUAUAAUAGUUUGUAUCUGAAAAAUGAGAUAGCAAAAUGGAAUCAGUCACAAUUGUACUUUGCACUCACAAACACCCACAUGAACGGUUUAAGUUAUAUUAUUAUUAUUAUUAUCUCUAAACCUUCUAUUUGUAUGUAUCAUUUCCAAAUAGUGAUGUAUGGCUCUGGAUUGUAAGUGUUAACAAAAUAUUAAAUUCUUUUAAUCCUUCAUUUCAAAUGGAAUUUGAGGUUUUAUUUAAAACAAAUGAUUGAGAUGAGUUACUGUUGCUUCAGUUCUUUCCUGUGUUCUGCCUGUCUUGAGAACAGAUAUUUUAGAUGGAUUUUUCCUAGAAUAUGUAGACUGUUCAUUCUUACAAUUGAAGAAUUUAAUUAGUGUGAAGGGUGUAUUAAUCAACUGCAAAUGGAAUUUGUUGUCCAGUUUUGCUUGGAGUUUUAGUUGGCUUCAGGUUUACUUGGCUGAUGAAACUUGGAAAGGCAAGAGGGUCACAACUUCCAUUUUGCUUAGUUUUUAACUUCUCACCAAAUAAAAACUUAGAAAUAAUUGAAUAACAUUUACUUCAAACCCCACUUUAGCUGACUGUUAACAAUAGUAAGAAUUUUUUUUAGGAUAAACUGAAAUGUUGGGAUAGAUGGAGGAAGUUGGACAAAGGAUGCAACUGUUAUGCAUCCAUCAGGAACUUUUUCUGUCAGGAUAUUGAAUGACUUCGGUUAAGGUUCUGAGUCUACUGUGCUUCUCACAUUGACCAGUUUAUUAAUCUUAAAUGUUUUCUGUCAAUCUACUGCCCAGUGAAAAUGCAAGGGUCUAAUCACCAUGACACCUGUUAAAGGGCUGACUGUCAGAUAUUUGGUUACAAAGCUACUGAGACUCUUCAUAUUAAAUUUAGCAAAGUUAUUUGAAUAAGGAUUAUAUUGUUACAUUCGUUACUUAAUUCAUUGUACUGUAAAAAUUAGUGAUGUCCUCAGUUUAAGGAUCUUUCUACUUCUCAGACAACCACUGAAAUGCAUACUAAUAAAACUGGUAAAGAGAUAUGAAUGAGGUAACUGUGUAAGGCUGAUUCACUUACCCACCCCAUGUACAUUCAAGUAUUUUUAUCUCCUGAUUGAAAUUGAAUAGCUAUAUAGUAAAAGAUGCAUUGUUUAUUUCUUAGGGAUCAUAGCUAUAAAUAAGGUCUUGGGUUCUAUUCCUGACAAGGUAGUGUGUUCUGUUCUUGAGCAAGGCAUUUCAUUUCAGUUUGAUUCAAGCCACAUAGCUGUAAAAGGAAACCAAGUGCUGGUGCAGUUCUUUCUCUCUCUCUCUCUCUCUCUCUCUCUCUCUCUCUCUCUCUCUCUCUCUCUCUCUCUCUCUCUCUCUCUCUCUCUCUCUCUCUCUCCCUCUUCCUCCAUGCUCUGAGUCAAGAAUGGGAGGGCCUAGAGGAUGUCUGCUUGCAACAGUUGUAACAGUUUGUAAAAAUAUAUUGAGUGAUGGCUUAACUUUAUAGUAACAGACCUUGAAUCUAAGUGCGACUUGUUUAAACUUUCCCUUUGGAGGCUACAGAAGUUUGAAAUACAGUUUGUCGAUCACCACAUAUACAUAAAAUCCUAUCAUGGACAAAAUCUGCUUACAGGUGUGAAUUUGUUAAACAUUGACAACUUUCAGCAAAACCUACUGAAAAUAAAAUAGCAUCUGUUUACACACACUUUCCUUGAUAUGUCUGUAUGUUAAUAGUAGACCUGGAAAAACACAAACCAUAUUGAUUUUUAUUAUUAUUAUGAAAGGAUGGCAAGGCAACAAGCUGGUAGAAUCGUUAACAUGCCAGGCAAAAUGCUUAGUGGCACUGGGAUCAGUGGAUUCGACUAGCCCCCUCUCCCAAAAUUUCAGGCCUUGUGCCUGUAGUAGGAAGGAUUAUUAUUAAAAGGUGACAAGCUGGUGAAAUCAUUGGGGCAUGACGAAAUCUGCUUUGGAGUUAAGGUAAACAAUGGGGUUGAUGCUAUUGUCUAACCUCUUCCCUUCAAUAUUGCUGAUCUUGUGCAUAAAUCAGAAACUUAUUAUUUAAAUGGUUAGCUGGCAGAAUUCUUUCAGAAAAAUGCUUUGCAGUAUUUUUUCUGGCUCCUUACAUUCUAUGUUCAUUUCUCACCUAGGUCAGCUUUUGCUUUGUGCCAAUAUUUGAAGCAUUGAUAAUAACUUAUAAAGAAGUGGUGUAAGUUUUUUUUCCAAGCAUUUACUGAGGGAGAUGAUUUCUUUGUUGCUGUUAACAACAGUAAGUUCAUUGGUCAAAUGUCACCCUAGUGUCUUAGUGACCUUCAUUGAAAAAAAAAAAAAAAAAUUUGCUUUUUAAAUUUUAUUUCUACUUACCAAUGAAGUUAAAAAAUUUGAAUUAUCCAUAUGUAAGAAUUUUUUGGUUAUGUGCCAACAGCUGAAUGAAUGAAUGAAAAAUUAAUAAUAUAUAAUAUUGUUUCUAGUAAGAUGUAAGCUAAGGUUGUAUAUUUGGCGAGCUUGUUAAUUUGCCAAAUGGUUAAAAUGUCAGAAAUUCCUUUACUUCCAAAAAUAUUAUUAUUCUUCUAACACUAGGCUCAUUAGUUGAGAGAUAUAUGCUCUACAUGUCACAGUUGAUUUUUGUUAUAGACUGAUAUACAUCAGCCAUGGAAAAACAUUUGUAAUAAUUUGAGUUGUGAUAUUCAUAUCAAGACUUGUUUUUGCUUAGGAUAAAUAAGCAUGAAGGAUAGGGAAGGGAAACAAUAGCAUGGUCUUUUCAAGAACGCUUUAGAUGUAUUUGCUUGACCAAAGCUGGCUUGUAGCAGUUAAACAACAUUAUUUUCAAGUUGCAAAUAUAUCCUGAAGAUCCCAGUGAAAUUAAUGCCUGAACAAUCUGAGAAAUGAGUUGUUUAUUGUCCAGAGUAUAUAAAUCCAUUUGUAUAUUUUAUCCUGACUGGAAAACAUAUGCAUUUGUUUUACAUACUUUCUCUUGAGUUAUGAUUGCAUAUCAGAGUGCAAAUUUUACCUGUUUUAUAUUGGUGUUACUCUCUUGAAUUGGUAAAAUGAAUAAAGGGACUGGAAUCUACAGCCCUCAUCCUUUUUCUGCUACAAAAGAAAUCAAUACAAUAUCAUGUUUCCCCAGCAAUUAUUUUGUUCUUCCUGAGGCUUAAACACCCUUGCAAAGGAAAAAAAAAUCAGUUAUUAGUCUGAUAAAGCUCAGCUAGAUGAAAUAUCUUAUGGCAUUUAGUUACAUAAAUACCAUAAUACCCUGGCAUCAAUUUUGCUUUACAUCAGUGGAUAAAAUGAAGGCUAGUGUAAGUCAUAGCACACCUGAGCCAUGUAUAUAAUAAGCUCAUUAUUUCAUAUCUCUUCAAAAUUUUUGUGUCCAAGUUAGAAGUACUAUAAACAGACGCCUAAUAUUGAUUUGUGAAUUCUGCUGCUGCAGAUUGAGAGAUAGAGGAAAUUUUAUGGAAAGAAGGAAUUUCAGAUAGAAGCAGUAAUGUUGCUUUAGAGAAGGAAACAGAAAUUCUUUGUUAGUUUUCUGUGGUUUUGUCUUUAGCUUACUUGAUUUCUUAGGCCACUUCAUUUUUCUUAUUGUGCUGCUGCACUUUGGAAAGGUGACUCCUGAGCUUAUCUGUGUUUCAUGCUCUGGCAGUCUAGUUCCAACUUGUCUUGGUGAUAUCUCUGAAAGUCAUGUCUUCAUGUUCCCAUGUGGGACUUGAUCCCCAUGCAGAAGAUCUAACAAGGGCAUGAUCCUGUUACAUUCCCUGCUAAAACCACCACCACUUUUGUCACAAACCUAGAGGAAGUUCUGUGAUUGCUAAGACUAUCAGAAUUAGCCAAAUCUCCUUAAAAUUAGUUGUAGUUGUGGUGGUGGUGCCAAACAGCAAAUGGCAUCCUAUUUAGAAACAUAGAGUUUUCUCUUUGACUAUGUAGAAACUAUCAGUUAUAUUUAAGUGACAUUGUUAAUGCUCCUUAAAAUUCGAAUAAUAUCAGAAUAUCACCACUCACUGUUCCCCUCUCACACCAGAUCCCUUAAAUAUCUUUGGCAUAAAUUGCCAAAAUAAAAUGAAUUACUAUUACUAGCAGUUAUUUAACUGUGACUACCACCAUCAUUACUACUUACCUUCCAUUUGUAUUCUUUUAAUUAUUAUUAUUAUUAUUAUGAGUAAUGUCAACCCAUACUCAAAUGUAUAAAAUAAAAAGAUACUGUUUAAAUCUGUCCAAAAUAAUGCUUGUGCUGUAAAAGAGUUUCUUCUUUGGGUUUUUUUUUUUUUUUAAUCAUGUUUUGUAAAUAUUCUGUCAAUAUCUUCCAGAUGUAUAUGAAAACGCUUGUUUGUUAGAGUGUGAGUGUUUGUUUGUAUGUACAUAUUAAUACAUGAAAAAUAUUGAAACGCACAUGUGUAUAUUAUUCCUCUGUUUUAAGAGGUAGAAUGGUGGUGUAGUUAGUGAGUAAAUGAAAUAAUUCUGUAAUAAAUAAAAAAAAAAAUU
This is a messenger RNA of Octopus sinensis (East Asian common octopus), 11723 nucleotides long. Its product is annotated as la-related protein 1. Gene Ontology annotation, cellular component: cytoplasmic stress granule; cytosol. The coding region runs from base 1219 to 4320 and encodes 1033 amino acids. The record is from RefSeq and is a predicted model, not a curated record. Gene Ontology annotation, molecular function: RNA cap binding. The transcript has 21 exons. Gene Ontology annotation, biological process: mRNA stabilization; positive regulation of translation. Lineage: Eukaryota; Metazoa; Mollusca; Cephalopoda; Octopoda; Octopodidae.